This is a messenger RNA of Salvelinus fontinalis (brook trout), 3588 nucleotides long. Its product is annotated as caM kinase-like vesicle-associated protein. The record is from RefSeq and is a predicted model, not a curated record. The transcript has 3 exons. Gene Ontology annotation, molecular function: calcium/calmodulin-dependent protein kinase activity; calmodulin binding; ATP binding. Gene Ontology annotation, biological process: peptidyl-serine phosphorylation. NCBI's taxonomy places the organism in Eukaryota, Metazoa, Chordata, Actinopteri, Salmoniformes, Salmonidae. Bases 46 to 396 code for a protein of 116 amino acids. Gene Ontology annotation, cellular component: intracellular anatomical structure.
CUCCUCUCUCUCUCUCUCUCUAGGAAGGAGUUCUGUGAGCUGUGUAUGGCUAAAGACCGACAAACCAACAAGGUGUUUGUCUGUAAGAAGUUUCUGAAGAAGGACGGGAGGAAAGUACGCAAGGCUGCCAAGAAUGAAAUCCUGAUUCUCAAAAUGGUCAACCAUCCAAACAUUCUCCAACUGAUCGACACGUUUGAGACGCGGAAAGAGUACUUCCUCAUCCAGGAGGCGGCUACAGGCGGUGACGUGUUUGACUGGAUUCUGGACCAGGGGAAUUACACCGAGAGAGAUGCUUCCAAUGUGAUCAGACAGGUUCUAGAGGCCGUAUCCUACCUACACUCACUCAACAUCGUACACAGGAACCUCAAGGUAGGUCAAGGGGCUAAGUGUGUGUAAAACCAAGAGAGCUAACCUUGUCCCUCCUAACAUUAAAGUACCCCUCCCCUCAUCUUGCCCAAAGCUAAAUCUCCUCCAUUUAGUAAACACGGGGACUAUGGUUACAUGAAUAGUCCAAUUAAUAUAAUAAUUUGUUUUCGGGCGUUUAUAUUCUUUGCAAGAAGAACGAUUUCCGGGACAAAUCUAAAAUCAGGCUACCUAAAGGGACUUAAAAUCAGGCUACCUAAAGAGACUUAAAAUCAGGCUACCUAAAGGGACCUAAAAUCAGGCUACCUAAAGGGAGUUAAAAUCAGGCUACCUAAAGAGACUUAAAAUCAGGCUACCUAAAGGGACCUAAAAUCAGGCUACCUAAAGGGAGUUAAAAUCAGGCUACCUAAAGAGACUUAAAAUCAGGCUACCUAAAGGGAAUUAAAAUCAGGCUACCUAAAGGGACUUAAAAUCAGGCUACCUAAAGGGCCUUAAAAUCAGGCUACCUAAAGGGCCUUAAAAUCUCCAAUGUAAAUAAAUGUUCUACCACAGCAACCAUGUGAAAACAAUUUCAAAAGAUUUCAGUACUUUCCGAACUUACUUUCACUCGUUCAUAAGAGGGAGGCGAUGCUCAGGUCAAACACACAGCUGGAACAACGACCAAGCUGUUCACGUCCUAAUCAUUUGAAAGAUCCGGGGUUUUAAUAAACAGCGUAUGCUUACUUUGAUUUUGACCUUACGCCUACCAAGAUAAGUAAAGUGUUUACAUGACUAAUGCCGUACUCUGCCUUCUCCCAUAAUCCGUUUAAUAUCGAAUUAUUAGUGUGCAUAUAAACGUACUCAGUCUCUUUUGGGACACAUAAAAGAGAGUUGCUGUUAACUAGACACACACACACACACACACACAGACUCACACACACACACACACACACACACACACACACACACACACACACACACACACACAACAUACAACACACAACACACAACAUACAACACACAACACACAACACACUACACACACGACACACACAGCAUCAUCAACAUACUUCACUGAUGAAGCACACGUACAUUUCCCAACCAGAAGCCAUGGAUUACAGGCAACAUUCGCACUGAACUAAAGGUUAAAGCUGCCGCUUUCAAGGAACGGGACACUAUUUCCGGACGCUUAUAAGAAAUCCUGCAAUGCCCUCCGACGAACCAUCAAACAGAGCAUCAAUAUCGGACCGAGAUCGAAUCCUACUACACCGGCUCUGACGCUCGUCGGUAUGAGGUAGGAUAAGGGAGGUAAGGCAAUAAAUAGGACAUGGCGGCGAAGUAAUUACAAUAUAGCAAUUAAACACUGGAAUGGUAGAAUGUGCAGAAGAUGAAUGUGCAAGUAGAGAUACUGGGGUGCAAAGGAGCAAGAUCAAUAAAUAAAUAAAUAAAUACAGUAUGGGGAUGAGGUAGUUGGAUGGACUAUUUACAGAUGGGCUAUGUACAGGUGCAGUGAUCUGUGAGCUGCUCUGACAGCUGGUGCUUAAAGCUAGUGAGGGAGGUAUGAGUCUCCAGCUUUAGUGAUUUUUGCAGUUCGUUCCAGUCAUUGGCAGCAGAGAACUGGAAGGAAAGACGACCAAAGAGGAAUUAUCUUUGGGGAUGACCAGUGAGAUAUACCUGCUGGAGCGUGUGCUACGAGUGGGUGCUGCUAUGGUGACCAGUGAGCUGAGCUAAGGCGGGGCUUUACCUAGCAGAGACUUGUAGAUAACCUGUAGCCAGUGGGUUUGGCGACGAGUAUGAAGCGAGGGCCAGCCAACGAGAGUGUACAGGUCGCAGUGGUGGGUAGUAUAUGGGACUUUGGUGACCAAACGGAUGGCACUGUGAUAGACUGCAUCCAAUUUGCUGAGUAGAGUGUUGGAGGCUAUUUUGUAAAUGACAUCACCGAAGUCGAGGAUCGGCAGGAUGGUCAGUUUUACGAGGGUAUGUUUGGCGGUAUGAGUGAAGGAGGCUUUGUUGUGAAAUAGGAAGCCGAUUCUAGAUUUAAUUUUGGAUUGGAGAUGCUUAAUGUGAGUCUGGAAGGAGAGUUUACAGUCUAGCCAGACACCUAGGUAUUUGUAGUUGUCCACAUAUUCUAAGUCAGAACCGUCCAGAGUAGUGAUGCUGGACGGGCGGGCAGGUGCAGGCAGCGAUCGGGUGUAGAGCAUGCAUUUAGUUUUACUUGCAUUUAAGAGCAAUUGGAGGCCUCGGAAGGAGAGUUGUAUGGCAUUGAAGCUCGUCUGGAGGGCUGCUAACACAGUGUCCAAAGAAGGGCCAGAAGUAUACAGAAUGGUGUCGUCUGCGUAGAGGUGGAUCAGAGAAUCACCAGCAGCAAGAGCGACAUCAUUGAUGUACACAGAGAAGAGAGUCGGCCCGGGCAUUGAACCCUGUGGCACCCCCAUAGAGACUGCCAGAGGUCCGGACAACAGGCCCUCCAAUUUGACACACUGAACUAUCUGAGAAGUAGUUGGUGAACCAGGCGAAGCAAUCAUUUGAGAAACCAUGGCUGUUGAGUCUGUCAAUUAGAAUGUUGUGAUUGACAGAGUUGAAAGCCUUGGCCAGGUCGAUGAAUACGGCUGCACAGUAAUGUCUCUUAUCGAUGCCGGUUAUGAUAUCGUUUAGGACCCUGAGCGUGGCUGAGGUGCACCCAUGACCAGCUCUGAAACCAGAUUGCAUAGCGCAGAAGGUAUGGUGGGAUUCGAAAUGGUCGGUAAUCUGUUUGUUAACUUGGCUUUCGAAGACCUUAGAAAGGUAUUAUAUAAAUACCUUCUAUGCUAAUUUCGAGGCUAGCAACACUGAACAAUGCAUGAGAGCACCAGCUGUUCCGGACGACUGUGUGAUCAUGCUUUCCGUAGAUGAUGUGAGUAAUACGACCUUAACAUUCACAAGGCCGGAGGGCCAGACGGAUUACCAAGAUAUUUACUCAGUGUCUUCACUGUCAUGUUCAACCUCCCUGACCCAGUCUGUAAUACCUAUAUGUUUUCCAGCAGACCACCAUAGUCCCUGUGCCCAAGAACGCCUAGGUAACCUGUCUAAAUGACUAGCGCCCCGUAGCACUCACAUCUGUUGCCAUGAAAUGCUUUGAAAGGCUGGUAAUGGCUCACAUCAACACCAUCAUCCCAGACACCCUGGACCCACUCCGAUUUGCAUACCGCCCAAACAGAACCAUGGUAAAGAUAUGAAGUUCUCUACCUGCUCCAGUGUGGUGUGUUU